ACUCCAACUCAUUCUCAUUGCAUUCUUCCCUCCCUCAUUUGGUUUUCUCUCUUUCGUUCUACGAAGUCUCCCUCCCAUUCUCCCAGUUGUAAUUUCUAAGACCAAGAUUUUCCUUUUCCCCCAUUUCCAUUGCUUCAUGACAACAUUCUUUUAUCAUAGAAAGAGCGUAAGCAAGGACCCUAACAGCUAGCAUAGAAAGUUCCAGGAAUCCUGUCGAGGGUUAUAUAUCAUCGUGUUAUCCCAUUGAUGUCAUCAAAAACAAACAGAAUGCUCGACUCCUCUGACUCUGAGUUGAGCGACACUUCCUUCGGAGGAGCUCCGCCUGACUACAGAAUAACAGAUUCGCAGUCCAAGAAAAACAGCAACUUAACCUGUAAUCCGCCCCCUCCUGACCCAAAAAAGGUGGAUCGAGUGGCUAAAAUCAGCGCCAAUUCACCUCAUGGACCUGCAUAUACAAGUCCAAUUCCUAAAGUGAAUGAAAAUGUGCCAUCCAACCAGCAAUAUGACCCCAAAAUCAUGGAUCCUGUCAAUAAGCCUUCCCAAAUUCCGAGUCCCAGGAUGCCACCAAAUGCUGAAAUCCAGAAUACUUUGACAGUAAUGCCAGCAAACAAGAAAACCAAUGAUGCAAGAAAUACCAGUGCCAUGCAUAACAAUAUCGCCCAUGUCCAAGGGAGUGGAAAUAACAGUCGCAAUGAUAGCAUGGAGAGCUCCACCGCUCCCCUUCGCCCUCACACUGGCGGUGACGUACGGUGGGAUGCUGUCAAUACUGUCAGUGCCAAAGGCCCAAUUGGUCUCAGCAAUUUCCGGCUUCUCAAGCGCCUUGGAUAUGGAGAUAUUGGAAGUGUAUAUCUUGUAGAACUCAGAGGAACCAACGCCCACUUUGCUAUGAAAGUCAUGGACAAGGCAUCCCUGGCAAGUAGAAACAAGAUAUUGCGAGCACAGACGGAACGAGAGAUUCUUGGGCUCCUUGACCAUCCUUUCUUGCCAACUCUGUAUUCAUACUUUGAGACAGACAAGUUCUAUUGUCUGGUUAUGGAGUUCUGUAGUGGGGGCAAUCUUCAUUCUCUUCGGCAAAAGCAACCAAAUAAGCAUUUUACAGAGGAGGCUGCACGGUUCUAUGCGUCAGAGGUGUUACUGGCACUAGAGUAUCUGCACAUGCUAGGAAUUGUAUACAGGGACUUAAAGCCAGAAAAUGUGCUGGUAAGAGAUGAAGGCCAUAUCAUGCUCUCAGAUUUCGACUUAUCACUCCGUUGCUCUGUCAGUCCAACACUGGUCAAAUCUUCAUCUACGCAUCAAACUAGCAAUGGUGGUGGCAGUGGUGGCAUUUUGGAUAGUGAGUUUGCUGUGCAUGGCUGUAUGCAGCCUUCAACAUUCUUCCCCCGCAUUUUGCCUGGUAAGAAGAAUCGCAAAUCUAAAUCAGAUUUUGGCCUCUUUGUUGGCGGCGCCAUGCCAGAGUUAAUGGCAGAACCUACCAACGUUCGCUCCAUGUCCUUCGUUGGGACGCAUGAAUAUUUAGCCCCAGAAAUCAUCCGAGGAGAGGGUCAUGGCAGUGCAGUGGACUGGUGGACGUUCGGUAUCUUCCUGUAUGAGCUCUUGCAUGGCACAACUCCAUUCAAGGGUCAAGGAAAUCGAGCCACGCUUUUCAAUGUUGUAGGGCAGCCAUUGAGAUUCCCAGAAACCCCGCACGUGAGUUUUGUGGCCCGUGACCUUAUACGAGGCCUUCUGGUAAAAGAACCACAUAAACGAAUAGCAUGCAAAAGAGGUGCAACAGAAAUAAAACAACAUCCAUUUUUUGAGGGAGUGAACUGGGCUCUUGUCAGAAGCGCCAUGCCUCCCCACAUACCUGACCCUGUAGACUUUUCACAUUUCCAAAGCAAAGAGGCAUCACCAGCUGCAGAUAAGAAGAAUCAUUCUGAUCUUGGAGGUGAUCAAAACAUUACCACUUCUGCGGGCUACAUAGAAUUUGAGUACUUUUAGUAAUUCCACUACAUUUCUACGAUGAUUUGGGUCUUCUUCAUGGCAAUCUACUUUUGUACAAAGUACAAAAUAUGAAUUUUAAUAAUUAUAUAUAGUAUAUCCUUGUUAAGGGUGAUCCUUAGUCUUGUCUCGCCA
This is a messenger RNA of Theobroma cacao (cacao), 2112 nucleotides long. RefSeq names its product serine/threonine-protein kinase RHS3. Gene Ontology annotation, molecular function: protein kinase activity; ATP binding. NCBI's taxonomy places the organism in Eukaryota, Viridiplantae, Streptophyta, Magnoliopsida, Malvales, Malvaceae. Gene Ontology annotation, biological process: protein phosphorylation. The record is from RefSeq and is a predicted model, not a curated record.